Messenger RNA from Aureobasidium pullulans EXF-150, 1904 nucleotides. RefSeq lists its product as uncharacterized. The transcript has 3 exons. The annotation marks the transcript as partial. Lineage: Eukaryota; Fungi; Ascomycota; Dothideomycetes; Dothideales; Saccotheciaceae. The record is from RefSeq and is a predicted model, not a curated record.
AUCGUGCUCAUGCCAAUCCGGAAGAUAUGCCAAACAAUUGCUUUCGCACGAUAUCUCGGAUAACACAUGGGCCUAGGACCCUCAAAGCACCAUGUCUUGCAACUCUGAAACUCCAAAGCACAACAAGAAAUCAGCAGGUCCUUAGACUUGGCACAAGUCACACAGUACGCUCUCUCAACAUUCGACAUGUGGCAGUUGGCUCUCCAAGUACCGCUACUGCUCAGUCGAAGGAGCAAACUCUAGGCAUUCCACCAAGAUCGCCGCGCGGUCAAAAACUUAAAAAUUUACACAAAGACAUUGACUUCCAGGCGAUAGAUGUCGACGCCUGGCUUAACACAAUUCCACUACCACCAGACACAUAUUGGGACCGGUGGGGUUCGGUCCUAAGUCAGUCGGACAAGCCCGGUGUUCUCAGAGUUAAGAAGCUCCUUGGGCGUUGGCACGAAGAACUUGCGACCCUCUACAGGACACAAAGGCAUUCCGUUGAUAAACAGCGUGAGAUUGUUCAAUGCACUGGCCGCUUCCACAUGCCUCUUCUAGGAGAGCGAACAGUCUUGGCCUACGGAUAUACUCGAAAAGAGGCAAUCAACAACCUUUACCCUGUGUUGACCUCGACCAUGUACAAGAGUGGCGAGCUUGACACUGUUUUCGAGGGUACGGCGGCAUCGAGAAAACUCAUAGCGAUCUAUGAGCAGGCCGCCGAAUAUGGCCUGUAUCCGAGAUUCAAACUCAGCAUGUCGAAUGACCAGCCUGGAGCACACUAUCAGAUCACUCUGUCUGUGCCCGAAUGGAACGUCAAAGUCCUCGCCUCUGCGCCAAGAUACGUCGAGGCUCUGUCAGAAGCCAUCGACUCAUACCAAGAGAAGGUCAAGAAACGCGACGUCAAGCAGAAGAUCAGUCCAGACGUGACCGCUUCCAGGAUGAAAGACUUGAAAGCAGCCACGGCGUAUCAUGCUCUGAGUUAUAUCCUCCGAAAGUUGAACAUCAAGAAUCUUGGAAAGCAAUACGAUCAAUUAAAGACUGCUGGACCACAACACAAGUAUUCCAUCCGGAUAAAUGGGAAAUUGGCCAAUGCCGACGUGCCAAUGAUACGAAGGGAUGAUGCACCAAGACUGGCCUGGCUCACAGCAGCGGUGACGAUCUUGCAACGUUAUGGCUUCGACGCCAUGGAUGGGUUUUCGGAACAUUUUGUUGCAAACAAGCCGCCAAAGCCCGAACCGACGCGCCCACGCGUAAAGCCGGACACUCAAGCUGCUUCCCAAUUUCGUCCGAGCUUGCCUGAGCAAAGAGCAAUCGAUCAACCUGGCCAGGAUGCCGAUUCGAAGGACGGACAUCUGAUGGGACAUUUGUAUGGCAGUCUCAAGGAGGGAUUGGAGGAAGAUGCCGCCGAGGGAAUGUCAGAUGCUCAAGACAGAGGUAGCAGACAUGGUGUUCGCCACAGUUGGCAUAAGUAGUGGUCGUGUCGCAGUGAUACUGCUGCAUCAAGAGAAAAGACUGGUUUCAAGGCCUUGUUCACGCGACAAGUGUAGAUAGAGACAGAGCAGAGGCAAGAGAUCGUUUGUGAGCCGAAUUGGGUUUGAUAUACAUCAAAGGUAUCUAAGCGGGGACUCUGGCCCAGUGGAUAAUCAUGUCAUAAACAUUCCUCCGCCAUGAUGGUGAGGAGAAGGAACAAAAGGCGGGAUCAAUCGUGAAAAUAGAAAAUCUAGGUCGACUUGGAGGUCUUGUCCUUGGCAGCCUGGUCGAGGGGACCGGUGGGGUUGCUGCUGAGGCCGUCCUUCUGGUUGUCCGAGGCCUGCUUGGAGCCCUCGUUGGGCUCGGCGCCCUGCUGGUUGGGGUUGCCGGCGGUAGGGGCGGCUUGCUGCUUGGAGCUCUGGUUCUCGGGCUCGGGGGACUGACGGCCGGCG